GGUCUCGGAGUCCGGGGCAGUGUUCUCGCGAGACCUUCUACACGGAGGCGGCCAUCUUAGUGUUGCGGACGGGGGUCAUUGGGGCGCAGCGGGUCGCGUUCCUGGAGUCAUCAUGAUGCUGUCUCGCUUGGCCUUGCGUGCCCUGGCCCCGGCCACCCUGAAGACCUUGGCACCCUCUCUCUCCGUGGGAGUGGUACAUGUCUCAAGAUCACUUCACGCAAGUCAGCAGCACUUGGCUCCUGUGCCACCACUGCCAGAGACUGGAGGAAAAGUCCGUCUUGGAGUAAUCCCUGAAGAGUUCUUUCAGUUCUUGUACCCUAAAACAGGAGUUACAGGUCCCUAUAUGCUUGGAACUGGGCUUCUGCUCUAUCUUCUUUCUAAGGAAAUUUAUGUAAUUAACCAUGAAACCAUAGCUGGAAUCUCUAUUGUGGGAAUAAUCAUCUAUGUUGUUAAGAAGUUCGGUGCUGAUGUAGCAGCUUUUGCUGACAAACUCAAUGAGGAAGAAAUGGCUUCACUGGUGGAGAUGAAAGAGAGUUCAAUAAACCACUUUGAGAAGGCAAUUGAAAAUGAGAAGAAAGAGCAGUGGAGGGUUGAAGGUCGCCACUUCCUCUUUGAUGCAAAGCGGAACAAUGUUGCUGUGAUAUUGGAGACCAACUACAGGGAGCGACUCCUCAAUGUAUACAAUCAAGUGAAGAAACGGCUAGACUACCAACUGGCUAUCCAGCAUCUCAGGCGACGUAUGGAGCAAGAUCAUAUGAUCAACUGGGUAGAGCGAAGCGUUAGGCAGAGUAUCACAGCCCAGCAGGAGAAGGAGAGCAUUGCCAAGUGCAUCGCGGACCUGAAAGUGCUGUCGAAAUCUGCACAGGCAGCUGUCUGAAUACUUGUGAUGUGUUAAGUCCUGUGACUGAAAUGCUUAAUUAAAAUGUCUGCACUCCUGUGCUUUUCUCUCUGA
Molecule: messenger RNA, 952 nt
Organism: Hemicordylus capensis (graceful crag lizard)
Lineage: Eukaryota; Metazoa; Chordata; Lepidosauria; Squamata; Cordylidae
Gene: ATP5PB
Product: ATP synthase peripheral stalk-membrane subunit b
Exons: 7
Coding region: 113-877 (254 amino acids)
Biological process (GO): proton motive force-driven ATP synthesis
Molecular function (GO): proton transmembrane transporter activity
Source: RefSeq, a predicted model, not a curated record